Messenger RNA from Dendronephthya gigantea, 1156 nucleotides. RefSeq lists its product as uncharacterized. The coding region runs from base 339 to 1121 and encodes 260 amino acids. The transcript is spliced from 2 exons. The record is from RefSeq and is a predicted model, not a curated record. Lineage: Eukaryota; Metazoa; Cnidaria; Anthozoa; Malacalcyonacea; Nephtheidae.
UUCCUUCAACUCUUUGUGAGACGGGAUUAAGGCUUGCGUUUACACACCAAAGUGAUUUUAAUUACUUGUGAGCACAGUGCGUUUUUUUCAAGCCAAGGUUUGAGAAGUCAGACUGAAGCCUUCAUCAUCUGGUUACUUGAAAACACACAAAAACAGCUUGUUAAAUUGAACCCUAUUACAGUUUGAUUCUCAAUUUACACCUUAGUAGCUCCGGAGACAGACGGUUGAGCGUGUGGACUGCAGCUAUCGAAUUUUCAAUUCGUGAAAGUUCAAUUCGUGAAAGUUCAAUUCGUGAAAGUUUACAGUAUUUUUAAAGGAAACAAAAGAGAGUUCGCUGGAUGGAAAGGGACAAUGGAUUGCAGAAACCAGUGGUUUUUCCAUUUUUGAUCGAGGAGCCAAAAGCGAGUCACCAAGAUGCAACGAAUCGCUCAUUCCUGAAUGGGAUGAUGACUAAGUGGUCUCGUAAUCAUAACAGACGAACACCAAUGGUAAAGGACGCAUUCCCUCCUAGCAAAACCGUCCUCCACGGCAGGGAACGAUAUUCAAAAGGAUUUCACAGCCCAAGUCAUAAAGAGAUGAUCUGCAAGAGUUAUUCAUGUCCGAAAAUCAUCGACAUGAGUAACAUCGACUUCUACCAGGAUCGCGUUAGCCAACGGCAACCAAGGCGAAUAUUCAAUGGUUUCUUCCCGAACAAGAUUUUGACCACUCAAGGCUGCAUUGGCAAUGAUCACGGAGCAGCUCAUUCGACUAGAGGUCGAACGCUCCAGCCUCAGGUUGGAAUGUGUUUGCAAAGGAAAGAUUCGGCAAAUUUCACAGGUCUCAGCUCAAGUCGUGAGUUGCAUUCCUCAGGAAAUUUUCACCGACCAAGUUAUCAGUCUACCGACCCUAAUGUUGGACACUUCGGUUGUCGCCGCUCAGAUUCGUCGUGGCCCGUGAGGAAUGGUUCGCCAUCACCAUGGUUACAACGGUAUAAACUUAAGAAGAGAGCUACCACAUCUUAUGCCUUGAAGACUGGUCCGAGUGGUCAGGACUACUGUGAACCAGGUGAUCAUGAGAUCAGGCCGAAACGAAGCCAGAAAUAUGUAAAUAUAUCAACAGCUGUAAUCUUGGAUGCUUUUUGAGCAUAGGAAAUGUUUUGGCUUGAUUGGGUCACACA